Messenger RNA from Osmerus eperlanus (European smelt), 2206 nucleotides. Its product is annotated as probable methyltransferase-like protein 24. The transcript has 5 exons. Bases 653 to 1753 code for a protein of 366 amino acids. NCBI's taxonomy places the organism in Eukaryota, Metazoa, Chordata, Actinopteri, Osmeriformes, Osmeridae. The record is from RefSeq and is a predicted model, not a curated record.
GGAAAGGCAUAAACACAAGCAUCUGAUUGGGCAGCUGUUUCUGCGACGCGUUAGAAGUCCAGGUGAAGAUUCACAAGGCCAUUCCUUCUGACCUCCAUAGACGUCUUUCUAGAUAUCUGCAGCAUGUGUGUGUAGCUGGGGGGGACUGCAAUGUUCGUUUACUACUUUUAUAUCUUAAGUAGUUUGUCAACAGGCUGACUAAAUAGGCCCAGACGGAACAAUGUUUACUGUGACAUUCCACGGGUGGCUGCGCUCGGUAAGACAGGAUCUGGUAACAAAGAGUUCCAAAUUCGUUAAUUAUUGUUAAUGUGAUUACAACUAGAUAAGCACAGACAUCUUAUUUCAAAUGAAGCAAUUAUAAAAUGUUUAACUGGACCCCACAUUAACUUGCUUUAAAGAUUAACUGACAGAAAAGUAAGACAAAGUGUGUCAACAAGGCCACGGACGGACUGGCUAAGGAAUGCGCUGCGUCACCGCUUUCGGCAAGAACAGAGAGAGAGGGAGCGAGAGGCUAAAGGGAGGGUGUCCAGCUGUUAAUUUAUUAUUUUCAGACAGUAGCUUCGCCCGAGUCUCCCAAGUAGUCAGUUGACUCUCACGGGACACCACACCGGAGGCAGGGGCGCGAGAUGAUCCUCAGUGCAACCAAUGAGGCAUGCCAGCCGGUGUGCGGCGCGUGCUCUAUCGCGCGGGAUUAUUUUUAAUCCCGCCGCUUCUGCUUGCUCUUCAAUUCUUGGUCGGGCUCAGUUUGCCGAAAAUCCAACAAGCUAGAAACCUAGGGGAUGAGGACAGGAUCACCUUCUCUGUUAUAAGUAUCGAACCGGUGAGGAGCACGCGCAACCAGGGAGUCAUACUUGUCGGACUGGAGUUGCUAGAAGAAGACGAGGAGGAAAGGGGAGCGCGUGGGUACGAGGAAGAGAAUGAGAUGCCAACGCGCGAGGAUGCAGGCGGAGGGGCUGAGCUACAGCCAUGGUCAGCAGGGAAGCCCUCCUUCAUAGAUGAGGUUGAUCGCAUCGUCACAUACAUUACAACACCUCAGGUGAAUUGUCCUCGGAUGGUGUUCCCAGGAAAGCCCCCAGCUUCACAGGCCUCCAGACAACCAUGGAUUCUGUGUUCAGACAGUAAAGGCCUUCCAAAUGGAAAUCCUGCCUGCGUAGCAUACUCCUUCAGCAUGGAUGGGAAUGAUGCUGAGUUCCUGGAGACUGUGUUAGGAGCUGGAUGUGAGGUUCACCGGUUCGACCCCAGUCUGACCACAUCAGGCAGUUUCCAUAGCGACCCAUUGGAGGGUAACCAAAGUGACAAGGGUGUAAUCCAGCACCACCGGGCGUGGCUUGACUGGCGAAGUCCAAGGGGGCGUAGACAGAAGAAGAGGGGCAUUCUGGGUAGUGGGUCUCGAACACUGGCGGAUAUCAUGAAAGCCCUCGGACAUCAAAUGGUCCACUUUCUGUACGCUGACCUGCUCAGUGCAGAGUGGCGUGUUCUGCAAAACUGGGCGGAGCUCGGAACCCUCCAGAGCAUUCGCAACUUGGUUGUCACGGUGCACAUGCAGUGGGCCGGGUUCGAAGUCGGAGGGACCGACGCGGAGGUGGUCCGCUACUGGUUCAGCGUUCUACAGGAGCUUCACGUGGCAGGAUUCCGUCUGGUGCAUAGUUUUCCCAGGGAGGGAGACACAAUCCUGAAACAUAAAGUAACAAACGCACACAACUCCUACACACUCAGCUGGGUCAACAGGAGACCUCUACACUCUGGGACAUAAACAUAUCAGUGGAGAGUCGGUAGCGGGCGUGGAAUGUCUUGCUUCAUGUGUGAAUAAUCUUGCUUCAUGUCACCCUCUGGUGGAAAAGAGUAUAAUCACACAUUCCCCCUGAUCCCAGGACAAUGUCUUUGCCCCGGUUUUUCCACGCAUUAAUUUCUGUUUCAGAAUAGAAGUGUUGGUUUAGCUUCACUCCUAUCCUUGUCCUGACCAUUUAUUUAACCAUUUCACAACCUAGGUUUCCAAAUAAUUUUAUUCAGGACUAACUUUGCUAAUUUGGCAGCUUUAGGUGAGUCAAAGGUUGAAUUUCAAAACCAUUUCACAAUCCUCCUUUCUUCAGCUGUAAAGCACAACUUGGUAAUCCUACAGAAACACAUGGACGAUUGUUGCAAAGCUACUUUGUCAGUUAAUUUGACUUGAACGUGUAAUUUUGGUUAUAUUAAACCAUAUUGUUGA